AUGCGGCUCGCGGGCCUUUUCUUGAUUGGCCAAGGAUUUGGUAAUUCAAUUGAAAAUGUCACAUGUUCUGCUACUUCCGAAUGCGCUCAAUUUUUCGCGACGUGUGAAAAUAUUUCGGACGGUACUGGAAAUUGCCAAUGUGCAAGUAUCGCUUCGUUUGAGCUUGUGGAAGUUGAUCCUCCUCAAGACAUAGGAGGAACUCUCUACAGUCAUGUCUGCAAGCAGCUUUCUCCUUGCGAAAAGCUACAAAUCGAGCAAGGCGAAUGCCCCCUGCAUUCUAAUUGUAAACAAAGACAAACUGAAAGUGGCCAGAUGGACGCGUUUUGCGAGUGUCAUCCAGAGUUUGUUCCCUCCGACCCUUCUGCCUCCGCUGAAGUUGGGAUUGACGGAGUCACCUGCGAGCGAGUAGACGUUUGCGAAGAUUACGAUUGCUCCAGUGUUACGAAUUCAGGAUGCGUUGCUAGAGUAGACGAGCCAGAGUGCUUGUGUGAAAGCAAUUUCGACUCUUUUAAAGAAGUUAAUGGAACAUGGGAGAAAAUGAUGGGGGAUGACCAGUAUUUUCCGAAUACGGAAAUUAGUCGCAAAUGUGUUGCAAAAGUUCCAUGCUUUGAUGUUGAAUGUGGCUUCAGGCAAGUUUGUGUGAGAGAAGAAGUCAAUGGUAUUCCAUCAGGUAUGUGUGCUUGUGAGCAAGGAUACAAAGACGGUUCCAAAACAUCCGUCUCUCCCGACAAUAAAUUGACACUUAUUUGCAAGGACGUUGAUGAAUGCUCCAAUGAGGCUCUAAACAACUGCGCAGCGGGCCAAGACUGCACCAAUUCUGAAGGCUCUUUUUCGUGCUCCUGCUCUCCCGGGUGGCUUCCAAAUUCUGAUCCUUCAACAAAUGUUCUCGUUCCGUGCAUUCAGUGCUCAGGCCCUCAUGCAACGGAAUUCGAAGGAACUUGCACCUGCGCUGGUCCAGCCCAAAUCCAUGAUGAUGAUGCCUCCAUUUGCGAUUGCCCCAGCUCGAUGGCUUUGAGUGCUGAUGGAGAAAGCUGCGUUUCGUCCUGUAUUCACGAGCAUACAGUAUUAGAGAAUGGCCAGUGCGUUUGCGACCCGUCAAAAAAUAUGACAUGGAAUGAUGAUUUAGCCAGAUGUGGAUGCUCUCCUGGCUUUGUGCGAUCAAUCCUUGGCGACUGUCGACUUCCGGAGGAAAACUACCUAUCAUGGGGAAAAGCGUGGCAAGAUAAUUGCAAAAAUGGCAAGCGCUCGCGAGCGGUUUUUUCAAUCACUCCGAGGAAAAAGCUUUGGUUCCAAAUUCUUCCGAGUUUGAAAGAAAGAAUUUCGGUCGAGGAAGACUGUGGAAACUCGACUGCCAAGUGCACGGACUGGAAUGCUAUUUACGAUGAAACAACUGGCUUUUGUCGGUGCAAAGAUGGAUUUUUCGACUCAAAGCAAGGCUGUAUCCCGUGGACUCCAUUCGAAGCAAAUACAGUGAUUGUCGCUGAAUUAAAGAGGCGAAUGGGCAGUCUUUUCAAUUCAACAGAACUCGUCCAUACUUUCACUCCGAAGAAAAAACAAGGAAUCGACCGGUUUCUCGUGAAGACAGCUAAAAGAAUGUUCGACCCUGCAAAGGAAAAAGGAAAGCUAAAAAAGAGCUGUUCGAAAAAAUCUCUGAUUCUUCACGGAAAUGCUCCUGAUGAAAUCGAAUCAAUCUUCACUGAAUUCAAUGUUCUGAAGAACAAGCCUGACGGAGAUGUUUCCGUGGUCGAGGAUCUCGCUCGGGUUUUCGAUCGUUUUCAGCGACUCUACACUUGGAACUGCCCCGAAACUGGUUACGGGAAAUACCCGCUGAAUCCCACGCAUGAGACUGAUGUUGUUUGUCAAACGAGAGAAGAUCAAAAGAACUUUUUGAAAUGCCAGUUGCAUUACCGCUUUGACCGACUUGUCAAAGAUAUUGCGCCAACUAACCCUAUUGAUUGGUAA
Oikopleura dioica is the source of this 1962-nucleotide messenger RNA. Lineage: Eukaryota; Metazoa; Chordata; Appendicularia; Copelata; Oikopleuridae. The record is from the annotation of a GenBank genome assembly.